UGGAUUUACCCACAGACUACAUACCAUUUUACCUAUAACCUAACUACCAUAUAAGCCUUGUUCUAUGCAUUGUAUGUAGUCUGUGAUGCAUUUUACCUAACCCCGUUUUUCCUUUGCUGUAUUAUAAACACUUGAAUUUACAUUUAAUUAAAAAAUGCAUAUCGACCAAAGAUACCUGACUCAGUACCUGAUAAAGCAUGGGGCGAUUUCACCAGAGCAGGCCUUGAAACACUGCGAAGGCAUCCCUGGAGCCCCCAUUAGGGACAUUACGCAGCUGAAAAAUACCGUUUUGGCCAUAAACCGGGACAUUUCCAGGCAGGGUUUCAAGCUGGUAUGGAAGUUCUGCGAAGUGACCAAGCAGGAGCUGCUGAUUUGGACGAACACCAAGCGCGACGACAUCGCCCUCCAUCAGCUCAGUUUCACCCCCAUCGAGUUGCAGUACUUUCACACAAUAAUGGAGGAGAUUUUGAGCGACGAAAGCCACCGGUUGCCGUAUCCAGCAGUGUUAAACCUUACAUCGGGCCUCACAAGCCAGUUUUCGCGCGACAGCGGCCAGAAGGCUUUCCAAUCGUGGGUAGCAAACGGCUAUUUCGUGCAGCUGGACGACUACGUCUAUUUAGGCCCAAGACUCAUUGUGGAAUUCACCACCUACUUGAAGUCCAAGUUUCCCGAGCAAACGUGCAAGCUGUGCUCAGAGCUGGUAUUCACGGGCAAAAGCUGCAGCCUUUGCCACAAACUCCUGCACAAUUACUGCUUGGAUAAGUAUCUGGCCAGAGAAAACAAGUGCCCCUCCUGCAGGAAGGCUUGGGUGGAGCAAACAGAUGAAGCGGAUGAUUGGAAUGGGAGUUCCGAAUAAAGAAAGUGCAAUUUUCAUCGGCAUUUAUGCAAAUAAAACAUCAGUAAGCUACCUG
This is a messenger RNA of Dendroctonus ponderosae (mountain pine beetle), 911 nucleotides long. RefSeq names its product non-structural maintenance of chromosomes element 1 homolog (gene Nse1). Gene Ontology annotation, cellular component: Smc5-Smc6 complex; nucleus. The record is from RefSeq and is a predicted model, not a curated record. The transcript is spliced from 3 exons. Bases 155 to 856 code for a protein of 233 amino acids. Gene Ontology annotation, molecular function: ubiquitin-protein transferase activity. NCBI's taxonomy places the organism in Eukaryota, Metazoa, Arthropoda, Insecta, Coleoptera, Curculionidae. Gene Ontology annotation, biological process: double-strand break repair via homologous recombination; DNA damage tolerance.